Molecule: messenger RNA, 2080 nt
Organism: Plodia interpunctella (Indianmeal moth)
Lineage: Eukaryota; Metazoa; Arthropoda; Insecta; Lepidoptera; Pyralidae
Gene: Vps24
Product: Vacuolar protein sorting 24
Exons: 7
Coding region: 145-804 (219 amino acids)
Biological process (GO): protein transport; late endosome to vacuole transport; endosome transport via multivesicular body sorting pathway
Cellular component (GO): multivesicular body; ESCRT III complex
Source: RefSeq, a predicted model, not a curated record
CACCUGAGGUGAGGUCAUCGUUGUUGUCUUGAUUGUCAAAUCAACUGUCAUGUCGAAAUAGUGUCCCAAUGAAUGAAGUGUCCCAACAAGCCCGAUCAAAAUAAAGUUGUAUUUUAUUGGUUUUCAUAAAUUCAAAUCUCCAAAAUGGGUUUAUUUGGCAAAUCCCCGGAGCGAAAUCCAAAAGAAAUGGUCAAUGAUUGGUCACAUAAACUUCGUAAGGAAGGGUACAAUUUGGAUAGACAAAUAAGAAGUAUUCAGCGUGAAGAAGAAAAAAUAAAGCGCUCCCUCAAAGAAGCAGCUGGAAAGAAUGACAAACAAAUAUGCACUAUACUCGCCAAAGAAAUAAUUCGGUCUCGGAAAGCCAUAAGCAAAAUAUACACCAGCAAAGCCCACUUGAACUCUGUACAAAUGCAAAUGAACCACCAGCUAGCAACCUUGAGAGUAGCAGGAUCAUUACAAAAAUCUACAGAGGUGAUGCAAGCGAUGCAAGCCCUAGUGAAGCUGCCAGAAGUGGCGCACACAAUGCAGGAGUUGAGCAAGGAGAUGAUGAGGGCCGGCAUCAUCGAGGAGAUGCUGGACGAGACCAUGUCCAGUGUGGAGGAUGAGGAGGAGAUGGAGGAGGCGGCACAGAGCGAAGUGGACAAGGUGCUAUGGGAGCUGACACAAGGCAAAUUGGGCGAAGCGCCCGCGCCGCCGUCAGCGGUGGGGGCUCCGGCGGCGUCCACCAGCAAGCAGGAGGACGCGGUGCCUGAUGAGAGCGAGCUCGAUGAGAUGCAGUCCAGAUUAGAAGCACUACGGUCGUAGGAUGAACCGUCAUGUUUUAAUUUUGGCGCCUAAAAACAGACACGUAUUGUCGACGCAUAAAAUGCCUUACGAUUAUUUGUAAAUACUGUUGUAAUUAAGUUUGCUGUAAACUAAUCAUUUUAAUGUUGUUAAUGGCUUGCAUUUUACCAGUUUUGAAAUUAUAUUAUUAUUUAUGUUAAAAUACUAAAGAUACUUUCGUAGUGAAUAUUUCUGAUAAUAUGUUAUUGAUUAAAUAUAAGGGUUGUCGUUUUAAUGUAAUGGUACCCUAAAAACCUAUUUUAGUCAAGAUAUCUAAAAUCUGACACCAGUGUUAGCAAUUAGCACACUUGAAAGAAUAGUCAAGGUAUAUCUCGUUAUGUCGAUGUGAAAGAUUAAAAAAAUGACACGAUCUCAUGUUAUGCUAACAUGAGAUCGUGUCAUUUUUUUAAUCUAAAUAAGGUUUCAACAUUUUAUGUGAAUGAAUAAAAUGUAUAUAUUUUAUUUCUAAAAUAUCUUUAUCCUUUGAGAUGUCACCCCAAAUAAUAUGAAUGCUUAUUCCAUGGUGGAUUUUGUAAACAAAUCAUUGUAAUUGGCAAGUAAACUGAGCAAAGUAGAUGGUUAAGUGGAGUUUGAUCUCACAGUUAUUUAAUAUAUAGAAGUGGAAAACAAUGUGACCUAUUUAUUUUGGGUAAAAGGCAAAGAAAACUAUAGACAAGGGGUUAGCGUAGCCACAUGAGAUAGAACUAUUCAAUACGCCUGCCUACCAGUCAAAUCGCGGUAGGCCAUCGCGCUCUGUCCCGUUACGUGUAUUUCCACGCAUUUCCCUUUCUUGCAAGAGCGAAAUUGAAGAUACAUACAAUCUACAGUUUUCUCUGUCCACCCUUUAGGUUAAUAUUUUUUUUCGUUUCCAAUAACUAUUGUAUUUAUAUUUCAAUAAUUAUGGUAAGUAGUUUCCAACUUCACAUUUUACAAGAAAAUGCCAUAAAACGAGAGUAUUUUAUCACAAAUAGUUCGAAUAUUUAACCACCAAUUUAGGGACCGUCCAUUAAUCACGUGAUGUUUUUUACCAUUUCUCGCCCUUUUGAUUUUUGCAGAACCCCCUCUCUACCCCUUUCAAGCCCCACGUAAUUAACGGACGAACUUAUAAGACACGACUUACGUGUCUAAUCGAUUACGAUUUUUUAUAAAAAGUUUGUUUUAAACAAGGUACAAGUUGAUAUAUUGUACAAUAAUAUACUAUACACUGUUGUUGGUGUAAUUAAAAAAUAUAUUUAUAUUAAACUGCUGCACUAACAAA